AUGGACGUACGGUAUAAAUUUGCAAACAGCACUCGCACUUGUCGAAACAUGCAGUUGUCACUUGUGGCUGCAGUUUGACUCAGGUGAUUUUCCUAAGUAUUUUAUGUUUUCUUUGUUAUAUGUACAUGUAUGGAAGUACCUCCAAGCAGAGUCGUUCUUGGUUGUGGGGUGGCUUCUGGCGUAGUGUUGCACAUACGGUCAUACCUGUCAAGUGUCAAGUGUCAACAGAGAUUGCUGAAAACUGUGGUUCUGCUCAGUCGCUGAGGGACAUCUGCAAAAAUGUCGGAAAACACCAACCUGUGUGCCGGAAGCAUCAAACGUGUGAAGCUGAUUAAUUUUAUGUGCCACUCGGAGCUUACUGUUGAUUUUGGAUCACAAGUGUCGUUUGUCACGGGGCAUAAUGGCAGCGGGAAGAGUGCGGUUCUCGCUGGAAUCGUCGCUGGUUUCGGAGCGCGCGCAGGAGCGACGGCCAGAGGAACCAAACUGGGGGAUCUGAUUAAACACGGACAACGCUCUGCUUCUGUAAUAAUUCACCUGCAAAAUGCUGGAGCCGGACCGAAGCCCUUCGCACCAGACAUUUAUGGGCAUACUAUUAUUAUCGAAAGAACCUUUCAUUUGGAUAAAAGUGGAGCGUAUAAAAUAUGUUCGGCCUCAGGAAAAGUGAUAUCCAAGAAGCGAGCAGAUUUGGAUGCCAUACUCCAGCAUUACAACAUUCAGGUGAACAAUCCUGUCUUCCUUAUGAAUCAAGACACCUGUCGAAGCUUCUUGAAUUCCAAAACCGGGAAAGAAUUGUAUUCGUUCUUCUACAAAGCGCCUUUGUUGGAUGAAAUGGAGGAAUCCGUACAAACCGUAGAAAGACAAGCCAGUGAAACAAAAAUCACCGUAACUCAGAAAGAACAGGAAAUGGAGCCGAUUCGAGCCGCUAUUACGGAGUGGGAGGGAAAGUUGUCAAAAUGCCAUCGCCCUGAAGACCUGCAAACCAACAUAAAAAAAGUGAAGGCGAAAAUCAAAAUCGGCCAGUAUCAGAUUUUGGAAAAACAGACUGCCAGUGCGAAAUCAUUACUGGCCACUGCUCAGUCGAACUUACAAACUCACGAAGCUUCUUUGCAAAAAUCCCGGGAUAGAAUUCCGGAAUUCAAAAACCAACUGGAAGAAUUGAAAACUCGUCGGGAAGAGUUAACGCCCGCUAUGCAGGAGUCACAGCAGAUUUUGGAUACCAAUAAACCGCAAAUGAAGCAGCUGAAAGAAACAACGCAGACCGCAAAGACUAAACUGGAAGAUGCAAAGGCUGAACUGGCGGAAAAGAAGCGUAAUUUGCGUACUUUUGAGACUGAGCUUCAGCGAUCUAAACAGCGACAAGAUCUGGACGAUUUUGAUCAAAAGAAGGCGGACCUGGAAUCCGAAAUCAAACAGUUGAAUGAUAACUUAGGACAAGGACAAUCUGAGCGGAAAACGAUUUUCGAUGAACGAAUCGCGAUUAAUACCGAAGUGGGAAGAGCAAAAAAUGCGCUGGAUGAAAAUACGUCAGCACUGACAGCGCUGCAACGGCACGUUAGCGAGUUGGACCGUGAAAUACAAAGUUUCACCACCACCGCUAAUGACAGCUGGGGAAUUCUGAAGAGAAUGGAUCCACGGAAUGAUUUUGCUACAAAACAGAAGCAGUUGAUGGACGGCCUUAUGAAGCAGCCUGGGGUGUUGAAGGGAAAAAUAAUCGGGCCGUGUGUGCUGGAAUUGAAUCUAAAGGACGAUAUAUAUGGCAAAGUGGUGGAGAAGGUCGUAGGACCUUAUUUUCGUACAUACUUAAUUGAAGACGAAAGAGAUCGGCAGCGUAUCACUGAGGAAUUCCGAAAAGUGCGUUUACCGGCGCCGCCGCUGGACUGCGUUGGCGGCGCAUUUAUGACUUCAGAGAUGCCUUUCGACGACGCUUGCCGUUCUGCGCAUCCAACCGUAGCGGAUGUCGUUUCUUUCAAGCAUCCUCACGUUAGAAACGUUAUCCUUGACGCGUUAGGAUUGCAUCAGAUUCUGGUAAUGCCCACCACCGAGCUGGCUCGUCAGUAUUACCGCAGUGGCCCGCGUGUGGCGGGAUGUAGAAUGGUUUACGAUCUCCAGGCCAAUCAGCACAGCGAUCAAGAUGGAUACAUGUUUGUUCCCAGUUCGGAUUACGAAAAUCGACUGCUCUGCAAGGAUGUUGGUACCGAAAUUGAUUCAAAAACUAUGCUGCGAAAUCAGAAAAGUGCAGAACUGGAGGAAAGGAAGCGCAGACAGGCCGAAUUGAGCGCAGAAGUGAAAAAGCGUGAGCGGGAAUUAAUGAAUAAGACGCGUCAACUGAAGGAAUAUGAUGACAACGAUGCACGAAACCAGAACCGUUUAACAGCGUUGACCGUCGAAUUGGAAGCGGUCAAAAUCGCUCAGCCUACGGAUAUCCAAGUGAUGUUGGAUGAAGUGGAGGAACUGAAACUCGCUGCUGAAGAAGCCGAAACACGUGUGACACAGCUCGAAGUCGAGCUGGAAACGGCCAAAGCCAGGGAGAACAAGGCCUCCGAGCGAUUUCGAGAAAUGAAAAAUACGGCGGAAGAAGAAGUUAAAGAACUUGAUGAAAUUGUGGGAAAGUAUGAGAGGUUAGAGCGAAAGAUUGAAGGCAUGGAAUCGGAUAUCAGAACUUCUCAAAGACAAUCAGCCAGCUUGGAAAAGAUAAUUGAAGAGAAAAAGCAACAAGUUGCUGCUGCUCUGCAGCUUCAAGAGGAUAAGAAACGGGAAACUCUGGAGUUUGGCAUUCAUGAACGGUACUUAAGCAAACAAGUGUCCAGUGAAGAAGAAUUGGAAGGGGAACUGGCCAAUCUGGAACAACUGCUGCGCAAUGUGGACUCUAACGUCGAAAAUUCCUACGAUUAUUGUGCUCAGAAACUGAAGGAGUUGAAUGACAGUAAAGAAAUUGUAGACCAUCAGUUGCGUACUGCCACUAAAGCCGUUAUUUUGAUGAUGAAAAAUGCCACACAGCGUCAGAAGAACUAUGUUCUCGCAAGGCACAAAGCCAGUGGAGUCAUCAAAGAGCUUUUUGCGAAAAUAAUGAGCGAACGCGGUUUUGAAGGGGACAUUGAACUCGAUCACGAAGCAAGAAACCUGAAAUUUCUGGUUAAACCGCACCCGGAAUCUCAGUGUGUGGAAUCUAAUGUGAAAUCUCUGUCCGGUGGUGAACGCUCCUUCACUAUGGUCUCGUUUCUACUGGCGUUGUGGCAGUUAAUUGAGAUUCCUUUUCGAGUAUUGGAUGAAUUCGAUGUUUUCAUGGAUAUGCUCAACAGAGAUUAUGCGAUGCUUCGGCUUAUUGAUGCUGCAGUUAAUUCCGGUCGGCAGUUUAUUUUCCUGACUCCGCUUUCCUUUAGUCAAAGUGUACUGGACACUUUCAAGGAGUCUAGCCAAGUUGAAGUUAUUCGCAUGCCAACCGUUGCGCGACCGCCCGUCGGAGCUGGCGAAUAGUAGUUUCCUUUAUUUCCGGUCUGAUUGCGUUGGUCUCUGCGUUGGCCUUAUUCACAUUCGUGUUCCUUAUUUGUGACAUUUAUUGUAGAUGGAUUUUCGGAAAGCCAGUAAAAUUUUUAGACCUUUUUUGUAAAUCGGAAAAGCGAUGCGCUUAUAAAUUCAGUACAUGAUUAAUGAUUUAUAAUUUAAUGGAGUUACGAAGAUCGGUGUGUCUGGUGAAAGUAAUUUUAUCGUAGUCAACAAAAUGAGAAAAGAUUGA
Paramacrobiotus metropolitanus is the source of this 3733-nucleotide messenger RNA. Its product is annotated as structural maintenance of chromosomes protein 6-like. NCBI's taxonomy places the organism in Eukaryota, Metazoa, Tardigrada, Eutardigrada, Parachela, Macrobiotidae. The record is from RefSeq and is a predicted model, not a curated record. The coding region runs from base 280 to 3474 and encodes 1064 amino acids. Gene Ontology annotation, biological process: double-strand break repair via homologous recombination. Gene Ontology annotation, molecular function: damaged DNA binding; single-stranded DNA binding. The transcript has 21 exons. Gene Ontology annotation, cellular component: nucleus; site of double-strand break; Smc5-Smc6 complex.